GCAGCUAUAAGGAAGCCGUAAAAAAUGUUGAGGUUUUUAUGAAGAACUUUAGUAAGGGAGUUAGAGAAGCAAAUAUCGAAAAUAUUUCUUUAAUAACUGAACCUGUAUUACCAGAAGUUACUAGUAAAAUGGAUUUAGGGAGAAAACCAGUUAAACUUAACCUUAAACAAGGUUUAACAAUGAAUCAAAUCCUAGACGUUUAUGCCCUUAAGAACUCUAAAAAUAAUUUAUGUAGAAAUCAUUCUUAUGAAUUUGCUGCUGCGUUAAGAGCUUUUGAACCUUGGGCGUUAAAAAUGUUUGACUCAUCGUCUAAGAUUCAAUCGGGGAUAUUAUAUGGAAACCUCUUCGAGUUUGGCAAUUAUAAGCAAUGCAUCUCUAUUUACUCUAAUAGUCAAUUUGGGCCCAUUAGGGGGAAACAUUGCAGCUUAAAAGUGUAUCCUGAUACAUUUUUGCUAAAGAAGAUACUUAGUUACAAGAAUAUUUCAGAAAGGAGAUGGGAUAAAGUAAAAAUAUUCGUGGAAAACGCAACCCUCGAUUGGUCUGUAUGCGUUCCCGAUUCUUGCGGUGUCAACGAUGUAUUGCCUCAUUUCCAAAAGUUAAUCAAAGGUUUAACGGAGGGUCUCAACAUUUCUGUAGGCUUAAAUGAGAUGAAUUGCCUCACUCAGGCUGAUAUAAAAGAUUUCACUAAUACUGAGCUUUUAGUGAUUGGGGGAUUGAUUGUUUAUAUUUUAAUGGUUGCCAUAUUUACUUUGAUGGAUUUCUACACUCCUAAAGAAAAAGCUGAACAGAGGCCACUUUUGAGGAUUUUUUCAGUAAAACGACACGCCAGAAAUAUAUUAGCAAAAAACACUAAAGGGCCCUCCGACCUAGAUUGCGUUCAUGGAAUACGGUUUAUGAGCACUUGUUAUGUCAUUAUAGGGCACAGAUACCUUAUGAUGAUGUUUUUUCCUGUAAUCAACAGUUUGCACAUCAUGGACUGGAUACUUUAUUACCGGAGCACAGCGAUUACCGGCGGAACGCUUUGCGUCGAUACAUUUUUUAUGGUCAGCGGUAUGUUGGUUAGCGUGGGCUUUUUUGAGGAAUCGUCGAAGAACCGAGUGAACUGGUUUAUGUUUUACUUUUAUCGGUAUAUGAGGAUUACUCCACCGCUGGCUAUAGUUGUUUUAUGGUACUGUACCUUAAUGCACCACUUUGGUUCUGGACCCCUAUGGAAUGAUAUGUUAGAAGUAAUUCAGAAGCCUUGCCAAGAGUACUGGUGGGCAACCAUCAUGCAUAUCCAGAACUACGUACAUCCUUAUCCACUUUGCUUAACCCAAGCUUGGUACUUGACGUGUGACAUGCAAUAUUACUUUUUAUCCCCUCUUAUUUUGGUGCCAUUGUUAAAUAAUGACGUUCUUGGGUAUGUGAAUUUUAUUGGAUUUUAUUUGGUAUCGGUGUCUAUAAGCUUUUAUUUGGCAUGGAUAAAUAAAUAUAAUGGAGGAGUACCUGUGACAAAUCAACUUUUCUCAACCAAAUACUUUCAACAUCACUACAUAACUCCUCACGUACGAGCUUCAACUUACAUAAUAGGUUUGGGCUUUGGCUUAGUAGUUUUCAAACAAAAAGGUACCCACAUAAAAUUAGCGACAAGCGUAGCUGUAGCUGGAUGGAUGGUUUGCAUAGCAACUAUGCUUGCGUCACUAGUCGGUUGUCAUGUUUUUUUUCUGGAAGAACACGACUAUAAUAGGAUAGAAUCGUCCAUAUAUCUGGCAAUAUCUAGAACCACAUGGACACUUGGUAUAGUAUGGAUGGUGUGGGCAUGUAUUAAUGGUUAUGGUGGUCCAAUUAAUUACGUAUUAUCUCUUCAUGUAUUCAGAGUAUUUGGGAAAAUUAGUUAUGGAAUGUAUUUGCUGCAUAUGGGAAUGCAAUACAUGAUGAGCGGUGCUGCCAAAAUGCAUGGAUACUUUUCGGAUUUUUCAUCACUUUACGCAGCUUUUAGCGACUUAUUCAUAAUGGUUAUCGCAGGAUUUAUAUUCACUAUUCUCUUUGAGGCACCAUUAAUCCAAUCCUUGUCUCUCCUUACUAAAAAACGCAAAACUGUUAAGGCCACUGUAAAAGUUCAACCUUUAGAGAAGUUUUAGGGUAAAUUGAAACCAGAAGAACUAAGCCUAAAAUAUUUAUUUCCUAUAAAAAU
Messenger RNA from Anthonomus grandis grandis, 2173 nucleotides. RefSeq names its product nose resistant to fluoxetine protein 6-like. The transcript has 14 exons. The record is from RefSeq and is a predicted model, not a curated record. NCBI's taxonomy places the organism in Eukaryota, Metazoa, Arthropoda, Insecta, Coleoptera, Curculionidae. Bases 39 to 2120 code for a protein of 693 amino acids. Gene Ontology annotation, molecular function: acyltransferase activity, transferring groups other than amino-acyl groups.